Molecule: messenger RNA, 3362 nt
Organism: Lutra lutra (Eurasian river otter)
Lineage: Eukaryota; Metazoa; Chordata; Mammalia; Carnivora; Mustelidae
Gene: SLC22A23
Product: solute carrier family 22 member 23
Exons: 10
Coding region: 594-2666 (690 amino acids)
Biological process (GO): transmembrane transport
Cellular component (GO): membrane
Molecular function (GO): transmembrane transporter activity
Source: RefSeq, a predicted model, not a curated record
AGGAGGAGGAGGAGGGAGGCCGGCUCGCGCGGAGCGGGAGAGCGCGGCCGGCUCGGCAGGCUGGGAUCCGAGCUCGUGGCUUCCGGGAGGCGCCCGAGGCCGGAUAAAUACCUCCCAGGCUCCCGGGGACAAGCGGACGCUACCCUCACCGCCGUCCGCGCCGCCCGCACAGCCCGCACAGCUGUCCGCAGGGCACCGAGCUGCCCGGCUUAGGCGCGGCGCCCGCUCCUCCUCCUGCGGCCGGCGCGGAGCAGCGGAGAGCGGCGGGCUCGGCCGCCGGCGCCCGGGCCGAGGAGCCGAUGAGCGGCGGCGGCUGAGGGCCCGGGCCGGCCUCUGCCCGCCCUCCGCCCGGCGCCCGAGCGUGGCCGCAGCGCCCGGGGCGCGGGGUCCGGGCCGGUGACAUGGGGGCGGACUGAAGCACCGGGGCGGCCGAGCGCUCUCUCUAGAGCCGCGGGGCUCUCCUCCGCGGCUGCGGCUGCUGCGGGCGCCCGGCCCGGUGCGCUGUGCCCGGGGCGCCCGCGGGAGCGUCCGGGCGCCCGCGGGAGCGUCCGCUGCGCUUCUAUGCGCCUCUGCGGGCGCCGUGGGCCCGGACCAUGGCGAUAGACCGGCGGCGCGAGGCAGCGGGCGGCGGGCCCGGGAGGCAGCCGCCGCCGGCCGAGGAGAACGGCUCCCUGCCGCCCGGGGACGCGGCGGCCUCGGCGCCCCUCGGGGUACGCGCGGGCCCCGGCGGCGGUGGUGGGGAGAUCCAGCCGCUGCCCGCCCCGCAUCCGGCCGCCGGCGGCCCGCACUCGGGCUGCAGCUCGGCGGCGGCGGCCCCGAGCCUCCUGUUGCUGGACUACGACGGGUCGGUGCUGCCCUUCCUCGGGGGCCUGGGCGGGGGCUACCAGAAAACCCUCGUGCUGCUCACCUGGAUCCCGGCGCUGUUCAUCGGCUUCAGCCAGUUCUCGGACUCUUUCCUCCUGGACCAGCCGAACUUCUGGUGCCGCGGGGCCGGCAAAGGCGCGGAGCUGGCGGGGGUCACCGCCACGGGCCGGUGGGACGCCAGCGACUUGGCCAACUGGACCAGCCCCCCGACCACCCCCUUCUCCACUGCCUCCUGGGGAGCCGCGGGCAACCUUAGCAACGGCAGCGGCGGGGACGGGGGUGACACGCCACCCCUGCCGUCCCCUCCGGACAAGGGGGACAACGCCUCUAACUGCGACUGCCACGCGUGGGACUACGGCAUCCGCACAGGCCUCGUCCAAAACGUGGUCAGCAAGUGGGAUCUUGUGUGUGAUAAUGCCUGGAAGGUCCAUAUCGCUAAGUUCUCCUUACUGGUUGGAUUAAUCUUUGGCUACCUAAUAACUGGAUGCAUUGCUGACUGGGUCGGCCGGCGGCCUGUGCUGCUGUUCUCCAUCAUCUUCAUUCUGAUCUUUGGACUAACCGUGGCACUGUCCGUGAAUGUGACAAUGUUCAGCACCCUCAGGUUCUUUGAAGGAUUCUGCCUGGCUGGAAUAAUUCUUACCUUGUAUGCAUUACGCAUAGAGCUGUGCCCCCCCGGAAAACGGUUCAUGAUCACGAUGGUGGCGAGCUUCGUGGCCAUGGCGGGGCAGUUCCUCAUGCCCGGGCUGGCCGCCCUGUGCCGGGACUGGCAGGUCCUCCAGGCCCUCAUCAUCUGUCCCUUCCUGCUCAUGCUGCUCUAUUGGUCGGUCUUCCCCGAGUCCCUGCGGUGGCUGAUGGCUACCCAGCAGUUUGAGGCUGCCAAGAAGCUCAUCCUGCACUUCACGCAGAAGAACUGCAUGAACCCCGAGAGUGACAUCAAAGGUGUGAUGCCUGAGCUGGAGAAGGAGCUUUCCCGGAGGCCCAAGAAGGUCUGCAUCGUGAAAGUGGUGGGAACCCGGAACCUGUGGAAAAACAUCGUGGUCCUGUGUGUGAACUCGCUGACGGGCUACGGGAUCCACCACUGCUUUGCCCGGAGCAUGAUGGGCCACGAGGUGAAGGUGCCGCUCCUGGAGAAUUUCUAUGCCGACUACUACACCGUGGCAAGCAUCGCCCUGGCGUCCUGCCUGGCCAUGUGCUUGGUGGUCAGGCUCCUGGGGCGCAGGGGCGGGCUGCUGCUCUUCAUGAUUCUCACCGCCCUGGCCUCGCUUCUGCAGCUUGGGCUCCUCAACCUGAUUGGGAAGUACAGCCAGCAUCCAGACUCAGGUAUGAGUGAUAGUGUCAAGGACAAAUUCUCCAUCACGUUUUCCAUCGUGGGCAUGUUCGCCUCCCACGCAGUGGGAAGCCUCAGUGUAUUCUUCUGUGCCGAGAUCACCCCCACGGUAAUCAGGUGCGGCGGGCUGGGGCUGGUGCUGGCCAGCGCGGGCUUCGGCAUGCUGACGGCGCCCAUCAUCGACCUGCACAACCAGAAAGGCUACUUCCUGCACCACAUAAUUUUUGCCUGCUGCACGCUCAUCUGCAUCAUCUGCAUCCUCCUGCUGCCUGAGAGCAGGAACCAGAACCUGCCCGAGAACAUCUCCAACGGGGAGCACUAUACUCGGCAGCCGCUCCUGCCCCACAAGAAGGGGGAGCAGCCCCUCCUGCUCACCAACGCCGAGCUCAAGGACUACUCCGGCCUCCACGAUGCGGCCACUGCAGGGGACGGGCUGCCUGAGAAUGCCACGGCCAAUGGCAUGAAGUCCAUGUAGCUCUGGGCACGGACUUCCCUACAGGGGGCACUGUGGGCACUGGGGACUUGGGGGCUGUUUGGGCACAGGUUUACAGACCGGGGACCAAACACGUGGCUGGGGGGCAGGAAAAUCAGGUUCUGCAGUUGCUGCCGUGGAUCCCAAGACCGUCAGCUGGUGUGGGUGGGUAAAUUCUGUCUUUCCAGAACUUUAAGGAUCAUGUGUGUGAGGAAGCAAACUCUUUGAAAAUAACCCUUCAGACUUUCUUUUCUGCCAUGAAAUGUUUGUAUUUAUUUUGGUCAUUUUUACGAGAAGCACUUUAUUCCCUUUCCUCUAACUGAUCUUGAAACAGAACCACCUCCUUCGGAAGAGGGACACGGUUGCCAAGGAGGACGCUGUAAGUAGCCAGCACAGCGGCCCUGGAGGUCACACCAUGCUCGCCCAGCACCCCACUGCGGAGCCAGGGGUCACUCACUCUGGGCCCAUGCCCCACAAGGCCGCCUGCCUGUGUGCGGACAGACUGACCUGUCAUGGAGUGGCUCCAUGACUGCAUUGUAGACAGAGUGAAAUGUAAAUGAGUAGGCUUUUGCUAGAGUCUGUGUAUGGUUUUUAAAGGGUUUUUGUGUGUGUGUGUUUAUGAGGUAAGAGCUUCUGUUCCAUGUGCUGGGGGAAAGCAGCUCCCAAAUAUCAUUAAAACCAGCUUAGUCUCUCCUUCGA